AUGGAUGCAGUCACUGACGCAUUGUUUUAUUACAGCGUGAUCAUAUCAAAUUGCCAGGUGACUUGCUGCCAGUGGUCGCCUCUCGACGCCACGUCCCUGGUCACAGGAUCGCUGGACGGCUCGGUCGAAUUGUGGGACCUAAGAGAUAAAUUCUGCCUUUCUAAGAGCGUUGUCACCAACGAAGAUGGCCCAGAAUCCCAAGCGUACACCCUGAAGAUGCCUGCGUAUUCUACAGCGUCCCUCUUCGAGACGGACUGCCACUUCGCCAAGAUCGUGGACGUCUGUUGCUGGACACAAGGCGAAAUGGGCCUCGUCUGCGGGCUGCGGCCACCACGGGACCGGGAGUUGAAACUCGGCGGCCAGAUCAAUAACUUGUGGUAUGACACGCGAGAUUGUCCACUGAACCGAAGUGUUAACAUUGACGCAGUUCCGUCAGAAGGCGGCUACAACGUCUGGAGCCUGGACGAAGAAGGCACGCUGGUCUCGUGGGCUGUGACCGCUGUCAAGAGCGAGCCCGAGGGAUCGAUGUCGGACCUGGGACUCGCACCCGGGGCCACGCUCAAACUCGUCCGUGCAGCGGUGUUCCUGGUGCCGAACUUCCUGCCGCCGUCGUACGAGGAGGCACGCGACGGCCUGAGGACCUUCGGAGCGGCUCAGCUGAGCGCCACGCGCGUUCUGGUUACCACGGACAUUGGAGUGGUCGUUCACUUGGACUUGUACAAGGCGAGGACGUCACCGAAGGUGUUCAAGCCGAAGCAGCGCGUUGCGAGCAGGAGUGGCGCUCUGAGACUGCACUUCCUCGAGUACGAGCAAGCCGUAUGGGAGUGGGACCCGCUGGAGAGAACGGAAACUGGAGCGCUCCUCUGGAGCCCCUGCGCCCCGACGCAGUUCCACGUCACCACUGCGGCUGGAGAGGUGGCCACCUGGCACUUGUCGACGAGAAGCGAUGGCCCCACACGAGUCGCCACGUUUCCCUCUUCCAGAGUCUUGGCAAUGGACGCGGAUGGAACGGCUGCGUCGAAAACAUCCGAGCAUUGCUUGGCAUUGGCCAUGGACGACGGCGUAGUGCAAGUGCAUCUGAUGGGGCCCGCGGACAGCAGUCACCAGCUGAGUCGCGACCAGAUCCAGGAGAAGCUACUGAACCUGUAG
Rhipicephalus sanguineus (brown dog tick) is the source of this 1149-nucleotide messenger RNA. Its product is annotated as cytoplasmic dynein 2 intermediate chain 1-like. Gene Ontology annotation, molecular function: dynein light chain binding; dynein heavy chain binding. Gene Ontology annotation, cellular component: cytoplasmic dynein complex. The coding region runs from base 1 to 1149 and encodes 382 amino acids. Gene Ontology annotation, biological process: intraciliary transport. NCBI's taxonomy places the organism in Eukaryota, Metazoa, Arthropoda, Arachnida, Ixodida, Ixodidae. The record is from RefSeq and is a predicted model, not a curated record. The transcript is spliced from 12 exons.